GACAGGGUUGGUAUGGACACGAACAUCGUCAAGGUUAGCUUGGUUCGAACAGAAUCAAAGAUUUCCCAAAAGAAGCAAACGCGGAAGAAGCAUAGCAGCUUGCAUACGCAUUACCAUUUCCUUGAACAAAUAAUUGCAAUCUGAGUUUCGAGACACAAUUGGAGGGGACUGAUUGAUUUAAAACAAGGGCUAGCUGUGGUGUUGAGAAAACGCAAAAGAGAAUGAAGAGAGGAUAGGAUGCAAAAUAGGUAUCCUCUCUUGGUAACAGACGUCAUUUUUGAUCAAUUUGUUUGGAGGAAAAGAUGAACAUGGAAAAGAUAAAUGGAGUAGCUUUGGAAGAUGCAGUAUUAAUCGGAGGAUUGAUAGGAGUUCAACUUGUCUACGCGGGGAAUGCUGUGUUGAUGAGUUAUGCUAUGUCAUUGGGUUUCAGCUCUCAUACCAUCAUCUUUUUAACUUCUCUCGCUACAUUCAUUAUUCUCUUUCCCGUUGCCUUUUGUUUUGAAAGGAGUAAAUGGCCACGGCAUCCCAGUUUCAAGUUGAUUGCACAGAUAUUGUUUCUUUCAUUUGGAGGACUUGUCUUCCAGUUGUUUUUCCUCAAAGGAAUCAAUCUAACUUCACCAGCAAUGGGAACUGCCAUGCCAAACCUUGCCCCAGGUCUUAUCUUCGUCAUCGCUUGGAUUUCUGGGUUAGAGAAAGUCAACACAAACCACCACUAUAGUAAAGUAAAAAUCUUUGGAACAUUGCUUUGUGUGUGCGGAGCUCUCACAUUGAGCAUAAUGCAAAGCAUUUCUUCUCCAGCAACCGUGAUAAGUGGCGCACUUCAAUUGUCACGGGUGCCAUCAGAUUUUACCUUUGACAUUCACAAGAUAAUCGGUUGCCUCUAUCUCGUUCUUGCAGUCUUGAUUUUGUCGAGCAGCGUUGUCCUGCAGGCUUUUGCUCUCGGAAAUUUUCCUGCACCAAUGUCCUUAGGUGCAAUAACGUCCUUGUUUGGGGCAUUCAUGACUGCAACUCUUUGGUUACUUGAAAGCCACAAACUGAAAAGUAGAUGGAUUCUUGUGAGUUCAGCAGACUUGAUAGCCUAUUGUAUUCUGGCAGGUGCUGUGAGUGGAAUAUGCCUGAGCUUCAACGGGUGGGCACUGAAGAAGAGAGGGCCAGUGUUUGUCUCCAUGUUUAGUCCCAUUGGUACAGUGUGCUCUGUUGUUUUCUCGGUAAUUACCCUUGGAGACACUAUUAGAAUUGGAAGUCUUGCAGGCAUGUUUCUCCUGUUCACUGGGCUCUACUUAGUUCUUUGGGCAAAAGGGAAAGAAGGGCACCCAGAAGUAGAUGGCUUAGAGAGUGAGUUUGAUGCAGAGAGGCAGAGGCCUCUUUUAUCUUAACGUGUUUUUCAAAAAUGUACUUGUGUCAUGGCGCUAGAAGCAGAGGAAAAAAACGAGGUUUGGUUAAAUCAGUUAUGAGAUGAGAACAAAUUGCUUAAAUAUGACCACAUGGUUAAUUCAAGUCCUCAAUGAACAAGUAAUGCAUUAAAAAAAAGGGUUAUGUCAAAAGACAAUAAGCAUGUAUUAAACUAUUCAUUAAUGAAACAACGUGGCAAAGCAAUGUGUUUUAUUAUGUGCUCUCAACAAUGAUCUUUAGAAUGUAAAGGAGUGUGUAAAAUAAAAGCACCCACAUUUUCAA
Molecule: messenger RNA, 1674 nt
Organism: Cajanus cajan (pigeon pea)
Lineage: Eukaryota; Viridiplantae; Streptophyta; Magnoliopsida; Fabales; Fabaceae
Source: RefSeq, a predicted model, not a curated record